This is a messenger RNA of Paramecium primaurelia, 2023 nucleotides long. NCBI's taxonomy places the organism in Eukaryota, Ciliophora, Oligohymenophorea, Peniculida, Parameciidae. The record is from the annotation of a GenBank genome assembly.
GAGGGGGAAUAUACAAUUAGCAAGGUUAAAGAAAUGGCAAAUGGAUAGAGUUUGAAUUAUAAAUUUCUUAAUAUUCAUAAAUUACACAUAAUGGUUUAUAUUAAGAUGGUAAGAAAGUUAAUUAAUGGGAUAUUUACUAUAGAAAAGAUGAGGAUCAACCAUUUGAACUGAUGUACUCAUAUUAUGUAUAAAUUAUUUAGAGGGAGCAGAUUAUAUGAUGAAGCAGGUAACAUGAAGAUUGGAAAAUGGAACGAAAUAAGUUUAAGGCAUGAUAAUAUGUCUUAAGUGAUGUAUUAAGGUGAAUAUUCUAAUUAUAGGUAGGUUGCUAAAUGGGAUAUUUUAUAUCGAAAAGAUGAACAGAUAGCAUAUAAACAAUUGUAUUUCUUUCAAUUAAAUUGUUUAGAAGAGGUGGAUUAUAUGAUGAAGAAGGUUCUAACAAAAUUGGAUAUUAAACUGAAUUGAGCGACGAAUUUAUUUAUGAGUCAUAAAUAGUUUUUUAUGAUGAAUAUUAAAACGGGAAAAAAGUUAGUAAAUGGAUUAUUAGAGAAGAAGGAGAUUAUUUGUAACAUUAUCUAAUUGAUAAAAAUAUUAUAGUUGUGGAGAAACAUAUAAUUAAGUAGGUUUAAUUAAGGUUGGAAAGUGGAUUGAAUUGAAAGAUGGAUUUGAUCGAUGGUUUCAAGCUAUUUACUAUGGCGAGUAUAAAGAUGGUAACUAAGAAGGUAUUUUGGAUAUCUUUUUGGGGAAGCCUCUAAAGCAAUAAUUUGAAUUUAAGUAAUUAUCAUCAAAAAAUAUUAUAGUGGUAGCUGAUCAUAUGAUAAAGAGUGUUUAAUUAAAAUUGGAAGGUGGAAAGAGCUAAGUGAAAGAUUCAAGGAUAAUUCUUAAGUCACGUAUUAUGGUUAUUAUAACAGUGGUAAAAAAUUUAGAAGAUGGGACAUCAUGUAUGAGGAAACCUAUUUAUAAAUAGUACGAAGUAGCCUAAUUUUUAGUGGUAGAGGAUAAUUUGAUGAAGAUUGAUUAAAGAUUGGAAUAUAGAUAGGCUUUUCAAAUUAUUCAUAAAUCACUUAUAAUGGUAAGUAUUAAAAAGGGAAAAGGAUGGUAAAAUGGGAUAUAUCAAAUGAUGAAGUAGGUACAACAAAUAUUGGUAUGUGGAUUGAGGAGUGCGAUAGUUUUAAUGAAUAUACUUAAGUUACUUAUAAUGGUGAAUAUAAAAAUUGCAGAAAGGUUGGCAGAUGGGAUAUUUUGUACAGAAAGCAAUAUUGUUAGAAAAAAAAUACCAGUGGUGGUGGAUUAUAUAAUCAGGAAGAUUCACUUAAGACAAGUCUGUGGAUUAAAUUGAGCAAUUAUUUUAGUAAGGAAUAGUAGUUUAUUAAUCAUGAUGAAUUGAAAAAGAGGAAGUAAAAAAGUUAAUAGGCAGAAAUGGAUUAGCUAUCAAACAAAAUAAGAGAUUAAAUUCAAUAAGAUAAUAGAACAAUUCAUCAUUAUAACAAUAAUUAUCUUAGCUAUAAAAUUAUUCUUAAGUGUUUUUUUUGUUUUAGACCUUAAAUAAUAAAACAUCAUCUUUUUUUUGAAUACUAGUGAAAUGAAGCUAAUUAUUUUAAUAUUUAUCUGCUUUUUCAAAAUUAAUCCUAAAUUUACUUUUUUGAUUAUCUCAUACAUGUUUUAAAUUUUNUGAAUAUUCUAAUUAUAGGUAGGUUGCUAAAUGGGAUAUUUUAUAUCGAAAAGAUGAACAGAUAGCAUAUAAACAAUUGUAUUUCUUUCAAUUAAAUUGUUUAGAAGAGGUGGAUUAUAUGAUGAAGAAGGUUCUAACAAAAUUGGAUAUUAAACUGAAUUGAGCGACGAAUUUAUUUAUGAGUCAUAAAUAGUUUUUUAUGAUGAAUAUUAAAAAGGGAAAAAAGUUAGUAAAUGGAUUAUUAGAGAAGAAGGAGAUUAUUUGUAACAUUAUCUAAUUGAUAAAAAUAUUAUAGUUGUGGAGAAACAUAUAAUUAAGUAGGUUUAAUUAAGGUUGGAAAGUGGAUUGAAUUGA